AUGUACUGACAAUCGCCGAGUCCUCUGUGCAUCAUUUCACUUUGUAAGUGUGAACAUGCUCAACAAAAUAUACAUCCACACAGUUUAGGUUGGCACUUCUCUUGGGUGAUGGUUUCUGUGGCAUCCUAUUCAGCCCUGGUGCUAGUCAUGGCGACUUCUUGUUUCACAUCAUCAUCAGGGGUCUGCCCAGUUGACUUCACAGACACACGUGCUGAGACUGGAACAUGUCUGUUCUUCUCUGAUACACAGAAGAACUGGUACUCCGCACGACAUGACUGUGUUCGACGAGGUGGGGAACUUGUGCGUGUUACUUCUAAGGCCGUUGUAGAUGCCUGCCACGUGAAUAUGGCUUCGAAAGGAAAUGAGAUCUACUGGAUAGGAUUGAAUGACAUUAUCAUGGAAGGUGAUUAUCGAUGGCCGCACGGAGAUCCAUUAACGUGGUCUUACUGGGGUAGAUACGGCACUUCUCAACAACCCAAUGACGACUCUCGUGCACAGAACUGUCACAUGUGUGACAUCCGCCCACAAAUGAACCCAGUAAAUAGUUGGCAGGAUCGGGAGUGCUCGGCUGCUUACGCCUACAUAUGCGAAUACUUUCCAGAUGAAGACCGUGCCAUGCACGCAGGAAACUUCAGGCUGAGAACUGACGCCAAUAGUCCCGACAACAUGGAGAUCACGUCAACCCUUGCAUGUUCACAUCGUUAUCAGUGUGCGGCUGUGUGUCUGCUGGAAGACAUAUGCGAUGGUUUUGCAUUUAACACAGCCUUGUCCAAAUGUUUUUUUCUAGAACUAAAAGAAAAUAGUGCCUCAGAAAGAAAUUCUGUUCGAUCAGCGAUAGGUGUUAGUAAGGUGUUCAUUCGCAUUGGAUGAGAAAUGUACACAUUUAUUGCAAUUACGUGCAGUAGUUUUUUGGUAAUUGUAAAAUAUAAUUCUCGAAGAUUAUACAAUUAAAAUUCGUUUGAAGAUUGUUUUGAUCGAUGUUGCAAUUGAUGCAACCUCGAUUAUCCCGUGAAUUAUAUAUGGAUCAUCAUUCUAUAAUGAUACAUUCCAUGGACUCAUUCGCCACUGUACCAUUGAUUUUUAUAAAACACGUCCAAUCAAAUCACACUGCUCACCAGUCAUGAUCAGCAGUACUCGAAUCAAUUUUAGGGUUCCAUGCAGUCUCAAAUACAACACGACCUCCUACCCUUUGUCGCAGUACUCAUGAAAAGAUUAUUCAUAUAAAGCUCAAGUUCUGAUUCUGUUACAUAUAUCGAGGGUUCAGUCAAACGACUGAAUUAUUUAUUUAUAAAAACACUCAUUCUCAAUCCAUGACAUUAAUUUAAUGUAUGUAUUAUGUAAUGAUAUAAAAUAGAUAAUUCAUGCCUAAUUCAAUCGAUAUUUAGUGUCAUAGCAAAAUGAUCAAUGAAUUGUAGUUGACCCACAAUUGACCCAUACGUAUCUGUACUAGUGUGUAAACAUUUGUUAUUCUAAUUCCUUUUUCUGAACUUCUGAUGAAGACCUUAUAUUGGUGUAACAUCAUAGGUGUUAACGUUUAUUAUUCUAAUAUGCAGGCCCAAGACGUUUAGCACUUCGGUGAAACCCACGAGCACGGGUAUGGUGCUAACAAAUCUAGAAACAUAAUCGGGGUGAGCCGGGAUUCGAACCCACAAUAACAGCUUUCUGGCUUGCGCAAGGGACAUUUGGUAUUCUAAUUCAUUCCAAUGAAGAUCUUGUGUUAGUGUAAACAUUCCGGGUGUUAACAUUUGAUAUUCUUAUUCCUUCUAAUGAACGCCAUAUAUUAGUGUAAACAUUCUAUGUGUGUAAUUUAAUAUGCUAAUCCAUUUAAGUGAAGACCGUGUAUUAGUGUAAACAUUAUAUGUGUUUAAUUUAAUAUUCUAAUUCAUUACAGUGAAGAGUGAGUGAGUUAAAAUUUUACAUCGCAUCGGCAGUACUGCAGCCAUAUCGCGAUUAUUCCAGUGAAGACCUUGUAUUAGUGUAUUAGUGUAAACAUUACAUGUGUAAACACUUGAUAUUCUUAUUCCUGCGAAUGAAGACCCUGUAGUAGUGUAAACAUUCUAUGUGUUUAAUUUAAUAUUCUUAUUCCUGCGAAUGAAGACCUUGUAGUAGUAUAAACAUUCUAUGUGUUUAAUUUGAUAUUCUAAUUCAUUCCAAUGAACACCCUGAAUAAGUUUAAACAUUCUUUGUGUGAAUUAUUUUUAUUCUACUUCUUUCUUA
Molecule: messenger RNA, 2217 nt
Organism: Haliotis rufescens (red abalone)
Lineage: Eukaryota; Metazoa; Mollusca; Gastropoda; Lepetellida; Haliotidae
Product: lectin BRA-3-like
Exons: 4
Coding region: 109-870 (253 amino acids)
Biological process (GO): biological process involved in interspecies interaction between organisms
Cellular component (GO): external side of plasma membrane
Molecular function (GO): carbohydrate binding
Source: RefSeq, a predicted model, not a curated record